Molecule: messenger RNA, 1084 nt
Organism: Prorocentrum cordatum
Lineage: Eukaryota; Dinophyceae; Prorocentrales; Prorocentraceae
Source: the annotation of a GenBank genome assembly
CAGGUCCGCGUCGCAGGGCUGUCGAUCCUGUGCGCCAUCACCACCUGCUCCGCGCAGCACGGGGGCAUGCUGAAGCUGCUGCCCAGCUUCGAGCUGCUCGCCAGCGACGAGUGGUGGGAGGUGCAGGCACAGCUGCUGCUGCUCUGCGCCAGCCUGCUCAACAGGAUAGCCGUCAGCAGCCGCCACGGCGGCCCCGACGCGGGCGAGGGCGCGGAGGAGCCGGCCUCGGCCGAGGAGGUCGACUGCCUCAUGGCGGUGGUCAGCCGCCUGUUCCUCGCGAGCGGGUCCAAGAACGUGCUGCAGGUGGGCCUGACCGCGCUGGUGCACGUGCUGCAGGACUACCCCACGCUGCUGCCAGUGUACGUGUCCGUGCUGCUGGAGCAGCCCGCCAACCUCCGGCAGAGGCUCCUGCGGCUCCCGGAGGAUGCGGAGGGCGGCGAGCUCGGCAUGACCAGGCUGGCCUACGUCGCGGGCAGCUCCAGCAGGAUGUACGACGAGACGUGCAUCAGCGCGGUCUGGCCGCACCUGGACGUGGCCAGGACGCUCGCCAGGCAGCUGGAGGCCUCGCAGGAGCCGCGCUUCGAGCUCGAGCACGCGCAGGUGCUGCUGGCCAGCCUCCUGCCCCCCGAGUUCGAUGAGCGCCGGCCCGGGAGAGUGGCUCUCGAGGUCUUCGAGAAGGUGAAGCAGUACGUCUUUGCCGCCCUCGCCGACCCGGACCUCCACCGCCUCGGCGCCCAGAUCAUCGAGCGCUUCUGGCUGUCCUCGGUGGAGCCGCUGUCCUCCGCGAGCAUGGCGGGCUCGCGGGGGCCCUUGCUGCAGACCCUGCGGCUCCUCCACGCCGCGCCCGGCCGAGCUGCGGCCGAGGGGGCCUCCCUGGCCCAGCUGCUGCGGGGCACCGCGGGCGGCGACAGCGCCGCCGCCGCGGAGGUCGCCGGCAUCCUCGAGGCCUUCCGCGAGACCUACCCCGCGGAGUUCGAGCGCUCCCAGCUGGGGGAGCUCCUGCGCUGACGGGACGCGCCGGGUAGCCCCGCGCAACCAGCCUCGGAUCGCCCGCGUCGCAGGCGGAGAGGAGGAGGAGGAGGAG